Molecule: messenger RNA, 8859 nt
Organism: Eublepharis macularius
Lineage: Eukaryota; Metazoa; Chordata; Lepidosauria; Squamata; Eublepharidae
Gene: ARHGEF17
Product: Rho guanine nucleotide exchange factor 17
Exons: 21
Coding region: 1-6267 (2088 amino acids)
Biological process (GO): actin cytoskeleton organization
Molecular function (GO): guanyl-nucleotide exchange factor activity; protein binding
Source: RefSeq, a predicted model, not a curated record
AUGGCGGAGGGGGCGGCGCCGGGGAGCAGGAGCCCCCUGGCCCGCAGCGCCUCCUUCCAGCGGCCGGGCCCCGCGCAGCCCCCCGGCGCCGCCAGGGCGCAGCCGCCGCCGCCGCCCUCGGAGCCCGUCGGGCGGCGCUCGCCCGGCCGCGCCGCCUCCUUCAGCGUCUCCCGCGCCGCGGCCGAGUCCGGCCCGCCGCCCGCCGCGCCGUCGGGGCCCGGCCGGGCGCUGCGCAGCCUCUCGCCCUCGGUGCGCCAGCUCUCGCGCCGCUUCUGCCCGCCGGCCGGCCCCGGCGCCGGCCCCGCCAAGGAGCCCGAGGGCGUCGAGGCGCCGCCGGCCUGGCCCAGCGUGCCCGCCAUGCGCCGCCUCUUCGGCGAGAGCCUGCGGCGCCCGCAGCAGCAGCAGCACAAGGACGAGGCGCCGCCGCCCCGACGCGACGCCCCGCCGCCACCGCCGCCCCGCAGCUGCAUCCCCUUCCGCGCCCACCGCCUGCCCGCCGCCGGCCCCCGAGCCGAGCCGCCGCCGCCGCUGCGUUCCUGGCAGUCCUCCGCGCCCGCCUCCCCUGCCCAGGUGCCCGGCCCGGAGCAGCGCCCUCCCGUCGCCUUGCCCGGCGGCCACGACGGGCAUCCCUCCCGGGAGAGACGUUCCGGGAGCCAGGAGGAGGAGGGGGUGUGCCCGGCGCCCCCCAGGAAGCGCUCCGUCCAGGAGGAGGAGAAGGGAGAGCCGGGCCGCCGGGACCAAGCUUCAGGCGCCGACGGGGCGGCCGGGAUGGAGUGGCACCUCAGAGCUCAGGAGGAGCUGGCCGGAGACCUCUCCCUGAUGGCCGAGCAGAGGACUCGGCCGCUCUUCGAGGCCAAGAGGCUGGCAGCUGAGGGCACGGCGGCUGCCAGCUUGCCCGGUGAAGCGAAGGCGACAAGCGGCGUCAACAGGCAGUUCGUCCGGGGCCUUUCGGAAGGUGGCAGUGCCUCGGCCAGCCUUCCCCCGGCCUUGUCUUCUGCCUCGCCGCUCCCUCUCGUCUCCAGGGUGGCCAAAGUCAGCAUCCCCCCUUUCGUGCCCAGCCCGUGCGGCUCGAGGAGCAGCAGCAGGUAUUCCAGCACCGAGACGCUGAAAGAAGAAGACCACUUCGGAGCCGCCUGGGCCGGGCAAAGCAGGGGCUUCCAGGGAGGUCUGGGCGUCUACCGGUCCCCCAGCUUUGGCCAAAGCGACAGCCUCGCGAGAUUGCAAGCCCAGGUCCGGGUCCGACCGAAGCUGCCAUCGGGGAUUGUCAGGACGAAACAGGACAUCUCUGCGUAUGAGCCCCUCCACCGCUGCGGCGGUGAAACCGCAGAGAAGCCCAAGCAUACGAAGUCCAUGUCCAACCCUGACAUUGCAACCGAGACUCUAAGCCUCCUCAGCUUCUUGAAAUCCGACCUUUCGGAACUGAAGCCGAGGAAGAAAAGCAACCGGUUGAGUGACCAGGAGGAGGCAGCGUGGAGCGGCAGGUAUGAAAGUUGCCCCCCUGGCACAGUGGGGCACCAGCUGGCAAGCAGAGACCAAAGUGAGGUUCAGCCGCCCAACCGGUGGACUCUAGGCAACCGGCCGACUCUGAAAGAUCUGACGGCGACUUUGCGGCGGGCCAAGUCUUUUACCUGUUCCGAUAAACCAGCGCCCCGCAGGCUCUUCUUCCAGAGUACCAUGAAGCAAAGCUCCUCAGAGCUCCUGCUGGCAACCGGCAGGGACCAUGAAGGUGCGCUUUCUGAUGGUGAGAUUGGCCGAGAUGAGGACGACGGGCUGCCAGUGGUUAUCCAGGACCAAUAUAUUCAAGAAGCGAGGCAGGUCUUUGAGAAAAUCAGUAAGAUGGGUUCCGAGCAUGACUAUAGCUUUGGUUUGGACCAGAAGGACAGUGAGAACGUGAACGAUGGAAGAGAGGAUGAAAAAUCUCCGGGGACACCAGAAGGCAGCCACGAACUGUGCUUGAAAAUACCCGAUUCGGAAGGGGAUUUUUCGUUUCGAAAGUCUUUGGAAGAACUCUCCGGUCCGGAGUCCAGCAUGACGGAUGAAGGCAUUGUCACUGAGCUAGAGGCAUGCCCUGCGGACAGGUAUCUUGAUCCUGCGGUCACGGCGUGGAAGUCGGCAAACCAAAGAGAGAGCGAAGCUGGCCUGGAAGAAUUGAAGGGGUUGCUUCUCCCAAGUCAUCUUGACAAAGUGAAUAAAGAGAAGGCAGCUGUUGUGGACGAGGGGCUUUCCAAGGCGGCCCCUCAAGGGCUCUCCGAGGCUCCUUCAACUCCCGGUGCCCUUCGGCGUCGACGGAAGUUUCCGUCUGUUGGAAACGGCGGCUCCGAGUCCAGCAGUGGAAGCAACGGGGAAUCCAAUGGCGAAACCUACAGAUCCCUGAGCGAUCCCAUGCCCCACAGAAGGUGCUCGAUCACGGAGGAUUCCAAGAACUUUUCAGUCGACAGUAACCUCCUAGGGUCGCUGAGUUCUAAGACGGGCAUCCCGGAGUCUUCGGCUGUCGCCCUGUCCGAGUGCACGGGAAGCGCAGCCAGCGACCUGUCUGUCUGCAGUGACGGCGUCAAGGACUACAGCACGGUGAUCCAGAACAUUGUCAGCCAGCCUGGGGCCAUGGACAAAGUGAUUGACGAGAAGGGGAACGGCAAGACCAUCAAGAAGAAGUCCUUCAGUGACCCCAGCCGCCGUGGCGAGCUGGCAAGCACGGGCUUUGACGGUCCCGGAGAACCCAUCAGUGAGAUGGACCAGAUCAUCCCUCCGUCCAGCAGUGAACCCAUCCUCUCCGAACAACGAGAUCAGAGGAUGGAGAAAGACCAGGAGGCGGGGAAGCUGUACUCCCAGUCCGAGCACAUCCUGACAACCCCGACGGAGGAUGACAUGAUCGAGGUGGCCCAAAACUAUGUCUUUGAUCCCAAGUUGGCGGAAGUCCUGUCCCCCAGGAUUGCCCGGCGUAGUUCCAAGAAGCGCACCAACAGGGUAAAUUGCCAGGAGAACAGAAAAGAAGAGGCCACCCCGCCGACCGCCGCUCCAGUUCCUGCCACUUUUGGGACAGCGAGGCCGGCCUCCAAACAUGUGCGCCACACCAGUGAGCCAGCCACAUUUAUCCCUAUCUCAGAGGUCAACCUGCCUACUUCUGCCAUGCCAGAAUCCUCUCGCCUGCCCGCAAAACCCUACCCAGUUCUCCAAGCUCCAUCCUUGGAAGAUGUCACCAAGCAUUAUAUGUUGACCCUUCAUUCGGGGGAACCGUCCCCCACACACUCUGUGGAUAUGCCUAGAUCUUCACCUGCCACCCCAACCACGUCGGAGCCCAAGCUGCCCCGGUGUCCAAAGCAUCACGAAGAGCAAAGCGCCAGGAGUAAGCCACAAGUGGACAUGCGGAAACAUGUCACCCUGACCCUCCUGGACACCGAGCAAUCGUACGUGGAGUCACUUCGAACCCUGAUGCAGGGUUACAUGAAGCCCCUAAAGCAGCCCGAAAACACCAUCCUCUGUGACCCUUGCUUGGUCGACGAGAUCUUUGAUCAGAUCCCCGAGUUGUUGGAACAUCACGAAGAGUUCCUGGAGCAGAUCAGCGAGUGCGUGCAGAACUGGCACGAGAAACAGAAAGUGGGAGAUAUCCUGGUGCAGUCUUUUUCCAAGGACAUCCUGGUGAACAUUUACUCCGCCUACAUCGAUAAUUUUCUCAAUGCCAAAGAUGCUGUGAGGAUCGCCAAGGAAGCCAGGCCAGCAUUUAUGAAGUUUCUGGAGCAAAGCAUGAGGGAGAACAAGGAGAAGCAGGCGCUCUCGGACCUCAUGAUCAAACCAGUGCAGCGGAUCCCACGCUACGAGCUUCUUGUCAAGGACCUUCUGAAGCACACGUCCGAGGAACAUCCAGACCACCCUUUCUUGGUAGAAGCCCAAAGGAACAUCAAACAAGUGGCCGAGAAGAUCAACAAGGGGAUGAAGAGCGCUGAGGAGGUGGAGAGAAAUGCCCGUAUCGUGCAGGAGAUUGAAUCCCACAUAGAAGGAAUGGAAGAUCUUCAGGCCCCGCUGAGGAAGUUCUUGCGCCAAGAGAUGGUGGUGGAAGUGAAAGCCGUCGGUGGCAAGAAGGACCGCUCUCUGUUCCUCUUCACAGACCUGCUGGUUUGCACCACGCUGAAACGGAAGUCGGGGUCACUGCGGCGAAGUUCCAUGAGCCUGUACACAGCAGCGAGCGUGAUCGACACCACCAGCAAGUACAAAUUGCUCUGGAAGUUGCCCCUGGAAGACGUAGACAUUGUGAAAGGGGCCUCUCAGUCCACCAACCGCGAGAGCAUCCAGAAAGCCAUCUGCCGCCUGGAUGAAGACCUCAGCACUCUUGGCCAAGUCAGCAAGCUUUCUGAGACCCUCAGCUUUCCCCAUCAGAAUCUAGACGACGUCAUCAAGGAUCUCAUGGCUGCCAUCCACCGCGAGCUGGCCGAGAAGCAGUCGCUCUCCUUCACCAUGUCCUUCCCACCCAACAAAAUGGAGCUCACCGCCUCCAAGGCCGACGGCAACGAGUCCUACUUCUUCGAGUUCCCCAACCCCGACGCUCGCCAGAGCUUUGAGCAAGCCUAUGAGGACACCAAGAAGAAGCUAGCUUCCAACAAAAACUGCCUGGAUCCUGAAUUCCUGAAGGCGAUUCCCAUCAUGAAAACAAGAAGUGGGAUGCAGUUCUCCUGCUCCUCGCCCAGCCACAGCAGUCCAGAGAACACCUACGAGGUGUGGGUGUGUAACAGUGACGGCUACGUCGGGCAGGUCUGUCUCCUCAGCAUCAGAAAGGAACCCAUCGUGGAAGCCUGCAUUGCUGUCUGCUCAGCCCGAAUCCUCUGUAUUGCCUCCGUCCCCGGCCUGAAGAGAACCUUCCGGGAGCGGCCCGAGUCUCUGACCAGCCCAUCCUCCGAACCGGCCCACACAACGCCGGAUGAGCCCGGACCACAACAGUGCUUGCAUAUCUCCAUUUCUGGGUCUUCGCUGGAGCUCUCGGAGCCAGUGGACAGCGCCAAUCGAGAACUGGUCCCCUUCGACAGCGACGACACUGAUGACGAAUCUUCGCCGAGCCCCUCCGGCACCCUCCAGAGCCAAGCCAGCCAUUCCACCAUCUCCUCCAGCUUUGGAAAUGAGGAAAUCCCAAGCUCUAAAGAUGUGACGGCAGAAACCACCAGCUCGGAAGAGGAGCAAGAUUCUGCCUCCUUCCUCCCCAUCGCCAGCACUUUUGUUCAGAACCGGAACAGCGAGAGCCCCAUGGACGGCCGGGCCAUGAGGCGGUCAAGUCGAGGGUCGUUCACCAGGGGCAGCUUGGAAGAUCUGUUGAGCGUCGAUCCGGAAGCCUAUCAGAGUUCUAUGUGGCUGGGGACAGAGGACGGCUGCAUACACGUCUACCAAUCCUCAGACAACAUCCGCAACAGGAAGAACAGUAUGAAAAUGCAACACGCGGCUUCAGUGACGUGCAUCUUGUAUCUGGAUAACCAGGUGUUUGUAUCACUGGCCAAUGGGGAGCUCAUUGCCUAUCAAAGAGAAGCAGGCCGUUUCUGGGACCCUCAGAAUGCCAAAUCCCUUGCGUUGGGCUCUCCGGGCAGCCCCGUAACGAAGAUGGUGGCAGUGGCACGGAAGCUUUGGUGUGGAUGCCAGAAUCGAGUUAUUGUCCUGAGCACGUCUACCCUACAGCAAGAGCACGCGUUCCACGUCGGUCAGGACAGCAGCCGCAGCGUGACCUGCCUAGUGAGUUCCAGCGUGGGCGUCUGGCUGACCCUCCAGGGCAGCGCCCAAGUGAGGCUUUACCACCCUACCAGUUACGAGCAACUAGCCGAAGUGGACGUCACCCCUCCAGUCCACAAGAUGUUGGCAGGGUCGGACGCCAUCAUCCGCCAGCACAAGGCCGCGUGCUUGCGGAUCACCGCCCUUUUGGCCUGCAAGGACUUGCUCUGGAUCGGCACCAGCGCAGGGGUGGUGCUGACGCUCUCCAUCACGGCCAACGCCGCCUCCUGGAAGACUCCGCCUUUGCCGGUGGGCCUCUCUCAGGGACACACGGGGCACGUUCGGUUCCUCACUUCCACUGAGCUGCCGGAGGGUUUUGAUGUCCUUUAUCCCUUGCCCAGGGAUCCAGGUACAGAGAAGUCCAACACCUUGGAGAAGCGAGACUCCACCAGACACAGACCUCCAAAGUCAAAGAUGCUUGUGAUCAGUGGCGGAGACGGUUACGAAGACUUCCGGCUCACCAACAGCAGUGAGACGGUGGGACGGGACGACAGCACAAACCACCUGCUGUUGUGGAGGGUCUGAAUGUUGGAGAGGGGUUGGCCCCCUCCGGGGACAGCAAGAGAGCACUCCGGUCCCAUCCUUACCCGUUCACACAUGCACACGUACCGCUCGUCGCUGUGUCUCAUCUCCCAUCUUGGCUGUCGCAAAUGGGUGUGCGUGGCCACCUUCCAGAUCCACUGCACAGAGAGAGCAGCGCACCGAGGCGCAUUGUGUACAGAUCCCCUGCCCGACUUCCCUCUCCGGAUUGCAAAAUCCAUGUUGCACAGCCUUGCGCUUGCUGCCGUGUUUGAGUGUAAGCGCGUGCGCACGUGUGUGAGACAGGAGGGGAUCGUGGAGUGGGCAGGGGCAGGAGACGAAGAGAGAGAACAAUUUGGGAAGCUGGCCCUGCUUGGAGAAAGGAUUGUCUGCUUCAUGUGUGUUGCCUGGUAAGAAACCUGCCAACUCCACCAGCCUCCCAGGAGCCGUUGGGUGUUGCCACGUCUGCACGUGGAUGUGCUGAUGCCAAAGGUGGAUUGUGUCAAUAGAAUACCCCUUGGACAACUUCCACCCUAAUAUAUUCACCCCAUGGAUUUCGACACUGUGUCUCCCAACCUUUGGCUGCCUCACACCAUCUUCCCUUCCCUCGGAGAUGGAGGUAGGCACCUCUGCUCAACGCCACCAUAAUAUUCCACCCACUAAGCCAGCGCCUGGGUUUCUCACAAGAACCACUUCACACCAUCACCACACUGACAUUAGUGGACCUAACUCCCUCGUCGCCAGUGUAUGGAUAACUUUGAGCUGGGGGUAUAUGUUUGUGUGUGUGUUUUUUAAAAAAAUAUAUAUGUAUAAAUAACCUUUAUUUAUUGUCGAUUGAGGCGAAGAGGUGGAAGGAGAGGCGCUUGCGGGGUUUCUGAAUAACUGACCAAGAGCCAGGAAGGCGGAACUGUAUGCGUUUUUUAUCAUGAUAAGAUCAGGCCACGAGGGCUUGUCACAGUCGAAGAUCUCUGUAUGAGGCUUGUAAUCAUUCUGCAAUUCUUAUGAUGGUCAAGAUGGGUGCUGAGCUUGCGUGUGAGUGUCUGAAGAAGGUGAUAGGUGAGUGGGAGGAAAGGUAGGCCUUUGCAGCAUUCUGGGCUACGGGUUAGGGACAAAGACAGACAGAAUAAUUGUGCAAUAUUGAGCUGAAUUUCCCACCAACGGGCAGGCAGGAAGGUCCCACACGGACACGGAGGGUCUGCUGCAGAACCUCGCCAGGGGCUUCUCACCAAUCUUCUUUAGGGGACACCAUGCUCCCCGUUGUCAAAGGAGAGACGGAGCAGGGAAGGUGGGAGAUUGCAUCCCAUCUUGUACAGUAUUUAUGUUAUGUUUGGGGGUGGGGACGGGAUGGGCUCUUAGCGGCACUUAAUUUAUACAUUUGCUUUUUAAAGAAUUCUGAGCAGGCACUGCAGAGACACAGGUGUGAGAGCCCGAUUUGAGUUGGCUUUCUCCUGCUGUCGGGAGGAGACAUUUGCUGUGGAAGUGGAAAUCUGCCUCUCCUGCACAAAACUUCCCCUCUAAGGCCCUAUAAAUUGUCAGGGGCUCCAGAAGGCCAGUUUUUAUACCUGUACCCCCCGCCUUUUAGCUGACAUUCUCAAUUUUCUGUGCUUUCUGUGCCUGCUUACUUCUUAUUAGGCCUUCGUUGGCGAAGAUGUAUAUGGAGAACAUGGCGUCUUUUCUCUUUUCGUUCUUUUAGGAAGUUAUCUCCCCCUCCCCACAAAGAUAGGGAGUCUCUGGGGUACGUAGAAGCCCUACCUUGUCUGCAGGUAGUGUCAGUUUGCUGUUUGAGUGACUGGCGUGAACCACUCUAUUAUCCUAUAUAGUAACGGGCAGUUUGUACAUUUGAAACACAUCGGGGGGCUAUGAGGCUUCUGAUUUUGAAAUGAAUAAAAGAUUGAGAUCGUAGAGGGCUGAAGCCCCUGGGUAGGUACGCCAGAGCGAUUGGUCCCAAAACAUUCCCUCUCCCUUUCUGUCUGGAAUGGAUGUAUCUUGUAAAUGUCUCCACUUAUUUUCACCUGGCACCAUAAAAUAAAACACCUCCGAUGCUCUACUCAACAUUAAAAGCCCCAAAUACGUAACCAGAAGAGUUUGUUUCGACGUCAAGUUCCAAACCUUUGACCUGAACUACAUUUCCGAACCUUUCGCUCUCUCUUGCCACAAAAAAAUUUGUUUAAGGUAUUUCAGCACCCAGAUUUCAGAAUCUGAUGUGUUAAAAUUUCAAAAGACAGUCCAGAUUUUGUCACCAACAUUUAAAGAAUCACAGCUCUGUUCUGAAAUUGGUUAGGAUCUCAAGCCCAAAGGUGCAGCAAAAUUCAUAGUAAUCUCCCUUACCACUUUCGCCCAAUUUUGGAGGCUGUAUUUAGAAAUUUGCAGUCAGAAAUGGAAAUUGUGAGGCGAAUGUACUUCACUUCUUUCCUGUGCCUUUCUUUGACUUCGCAGUAUGACUUUCCUUGGGGUGUGUGGGGUGGGCCCACAGAGGACGUUAUGCUUGGCACAGAAAUCUAUAUCCGAAAUAUAAAUUGAGGGCCCCAUUUAAUUUCCAAUUCCCAGCAAAAGAAUGCAAUUGAUCUCAUAUAUAUGUGGUGUGUUGACUCAGAGCGG